AUGUUAUCUAUCAAUACGAUAAUAUUUAUCCAAUCAACUUCACCACCGUACAUGCAACGUCUGCAAGAAACUUAUACUUCACUACAUGCUAAAACAGCAUCACGUCAUCACAAUAAUACAUUAGCCUAUGCCGAUCAUAUUCAUUAUUUAAAAGAGGCUUUACAUAAAGUGAACGCAGCACUUGAAUGUUGUCAUGCUGUACAUAAUAAUCUUAUAGAAGAAAACGAUGAACUUCGCCAUUUUCAAUCAAUUUCAGGUAAAAGUUCUCCGAAUGUAUCAGCACCACUAGCAUAUAAGACCACCAUUACAAUCUGA
This is a messenger RNA of Rotaria sp. Silwood2, 315 nucleotides long. NCBI's taxonomy places the organism in Eukaryota, Metazoa, Rotifera, Eurotatoria, Philodinida, Philodinidae. The record is from the annotation of a GenBank genome assembly.